CAUCAGGAGUCUCGCCUCACUUCACUGUAUGUGUAGAUUAGGUCGUAAUCUGUAGUGUUUGGAAACCAGGUUGCCCUGCCAUAAGUGAAGAAGGGGAAAUGUCUGUCUUUCACUUGGACAAAAUUAAUGCCAGGCUUUGAGGCUCCUCCUAGCAAUGCUGAGUAUCUGAAGCCUUCACACCUGCUCAGGAAAUGUGCUGGAAUCCCGCUUGCCUCUAAAUCUCCAUGGCAACAGCACAGGCCUCUCAUGUGACCUGUGACCCCAUCCAUUGUCUCUUUGAGUUUUACUCUCUGGAUUCUAAGCCCGACAACGACAGCAGCAUGGGCAGCGUGGGCAGCCUUGUCGAGAAACAGGAUUUCUCCCCUGCUACACCAGGAGGUCUGCGAGGGAUGCGUCAGCCAGAUGGAUUGCUCCGGAAAGGAAUGUCUCAGCGUGAAGUCUUUGGCUACCUACAUGGGGGCAAACGGGAUGCUCGGGCUGAGAAGAAGCACCAGUCAUCUGGUGGCGGCUUUAAACGGGACUAUGAGAGCGACCGGGAGAACCAGUCCCCUGAGCGCUACUUCCGGGACAAUCACCGGGGUGCAGAUUUCUCCAAGAGCUCUUUGCCUGAGCGCGGACGCUUUGACAAGUGCCGGAUCAGGCCCUCGGCUUUCAAGGUUGUAGCUGGCAAGAGCCUGUUGUCCAUGCAGGGGCUGUCGUCGGCUAAAGGGCAGAAGCUCUCAAAGAGCAACGGGAGCCUGCACACCCUCUUGACGCAGAGCAGCACCAGCAGCUCCUCACAACGUGGCCCCCUGCGCAACCACCUGCUGCACACCAUCAGCCUCGACGAGGGCUCCAACUCCGUCCAAAGCUUCCCCACCUAUAAUCCCCGUUUCAAACCAGCUCCAAACCAGCUGAGUGCUUCAAUAGGCAACAUCAAUCACAUUGGCGGUUCCUUAGACAGGGCCUCUCGGGGACCCCGGGAUCCGUUGGCUGUAGAGAAAGCGCCGCUAUCCUGCAAGAGCCUGAGCCGGCUGCAGAGUUCUGGGGAGCCUCCUCCGCCUCCAUAUGAGCCCACGUUUUCCUUGGAAGAUGUGGUGAAGCAGCUUGAGGACCGGCUGAGUGAGAAGGGCAUGGAGCUCCGCCAGUUGAAGCGAAACCUGAGUGAGAAUGACGACCCCUUCACACAGAUGUUUGAGGACAAACAGCGUUUGUGGAUGGAUGAGCUGGAUGAACUGAAGCAGAUGUAUGUGGCCAAGCUGCAGCAGGUGAUGCAACAGGCCCAACGCAGCCAGCGGGCACUUCAGCUGCAGCUCUACAAAGCACAGCAGGAGAAGAAGCGGCUGCAGGAAGAGCUGGACCUGAAGCAGAGCCAAUGUGAAGAGCUGAGGCUGCAGCAGCAGCAGGCCGAGCGCCUGAGUCCCAAACUGGAGGAGACCAAGUGGGAGGUCUGUCAGAAGACUGCAGAGAUUUCAUUGCUCAAGCAGCAACUCCGAGAUGCCCAGGAGGAGUUGGCCCAGAAGCUGGGUGAAAUCUUCAGUUUGAAAACGCAGUUGCGGGAGGCCCGAACAGAGUUGCAAGCCAAAGACUCACAACUGGCACACUUGGAGGACUCUUUCCAACCCUUGCCAGAGCAGGGCUCCCCUGUUCCUCCAAGGGACUCCCCAAUGCAAGCUUGCCAGGACUUCUUGGGCUGUGAAACGGAUGACUCUAAAUGCCGGGGAAUGCAGGGGGAGAGUGCAGAGGGCGCCGAGUGGCUCUGGGCAGAACUGCUGCGGGAGAGGCGCCAGGCCCAGCUGCGAGUGGCAACCUUUGAGCAGGAGCGGAAAACCUGGCAAGAGGAGAAGGAGAAAGUCCUGCGCUAUCAGCGGGAGAUUCAGGCCAGCUAUAUGGAGAUGUACCACCGGAACCAGGCUCUGGAGAGGCAGCUGAGUGAAUUCCGGCAGUUCCACGCUGAGCCCAGAGGUAUCAACUCAGAGUCGCCUUGGAUUGAGAGGGUUGAGUCCUCUAAGAUCUGAACAGUACAAGAGAGAGAGAGGCCCUGUGCUGGGAUUGCAAAGGGGGCAGAGCACCCACACUGCAGCAUGGACCAUAGGGUUUGUUAGCGGAAGCGGCUCAGCUGAAGGGCCUGUUAAGCUGAGCCAGGAGCUUCCUCUAUCAUAACAUACAGGAUUUUGCAGGCGGCUGCCACCCAUGGAAUGGAAUCCCAGCAUGACAUUUGGCUUCUUGUCCGUCCAGCUCGGCUGUUGCCUCCCUACCACUGCUAUCUCAGAUGGCAGGAUGCUCUCCUGUUGUGUCCUGCUUCGUGCCCACCUUGGCACUGCCUGUCAGGAUGGAAGGUUUGUUACUGAGGAAUGCAAAUGGCUGUGAUUGGGAGCUGUGACCACUCUUGAUAAGGUCUGAUGGGGAAAACUAAUGAAGAAUGUGUAGGGGACCAUUCCACCACACUGUGGGUCCUUAUUGGGGCUCGAGCUUUGUCCCUGCAAAGCUUGAGACUUGGACUAUUGUGUUAAGAGAAAGUUGACAGUAAACCCACCUCAGCUCAUGCCUGCCCUAUAGGAGUUGUUUUCUGUCCAUCUGUCUUGUCCUCACGCUGUG
Messenger RNA from Elgaria multicarinata webbii, 2577 nucleotides. It is a transcript of the gene N4BP3, whose product is annotated as NEDD4 binding protein 3. Gene Ontology annotation, cellular component: cytoplasmic vesicle. The transcript is spliced from 5 exons. The record is from RefSeq and is a predicted model, not a curated record. NCBI's taxonomy places the organism in Eukaryota, Metazoa, Chordata, Lepidosauria, Squamata, Anguidae. Bases 225 to 1997 code for a protein of 590 amino acids.